AUGGCCGCUCCACAAAACGAAUCACGGCCUCAACACUCAGCACCAGUCGGAGAAGCUGAAGUCAUCCCGGGCACGCGCCGCCUCUACGACGAGAAUGGCAACAAUCUGCCCGGCGACGCCUCGCUCCUGAAGCAUGGCGACAUCGUCCUCGUCCCUCAGCCCACCGAGUCGCCCAACGACCCUCUGCGAUGGUCGCUGCCGCGCAAGAUCUGGCACUCUUGCCUGGUGCUAUACAUCGUCGGCCUCACCGCCGCCACCUCCAACAAUGCCGGCUCGGGCGCCGACGGUGUCAACGAAGAGUACGGCAUCGGCUAUGACGCCUUUAACACCGGCGCCGGCGUGCUGUUCAUCGCCAUUGGGUAUUGGACCCUGCUGAGCUCGCCGCUGGUGCAUUUAUACGGACGCCGCUUGGGCUAUCUCAUAUCCAUGAUCGUCAACAUCGGCGGCCUCAUCUGGUAUUCCCGCAUCACGAACGUCGCCGGCGUCAUUUGGUCGCAGCUCUUUGUUGGCGCUGCCGAGUCGGUUGGCGAGGCCACAGUGCAGCUGUCUCUGCUAGACAUCUGGUUCGAGCACCAGACCGGCAGUGUGCUCGGUAUUUAUACCUUUGCCACCGCCAUUGGCACAUACCUCGGGCCCCUUAUCGGCGCGUACGUGUCCAGCGGGCUCGGCUGGCGAUGGAUCGGCUACGUGGGCGCUCUCAUCUGCGGCGGCAGCCUCAUCGUCAUCUUCUUCGGCCUUGAGGAGACCGAGUUCAACCGGGACCGCUACCUCACCGGUAACGGCGAGCGCUACCCCGUCGGUGACGUGCACACCAUGCCAGCGUCGGAGAAGACGUCGGUGCAGGCCUCGGCCAGGAACUCGGUCGACAUCGAAGGGCACGACCCCACCGACAGCGGCACGGCGACCGGUCCCACCCAAGUCAUUGGCAAGGAGGGCCACCUCGCCGAGACGACGGGGACCGACCAGGGCUCCAUGAUGUCCGGCACGGCGCGCGACCGCAUGGCCUUCUCGUACUCACGGCGUAAGACGUACUGGGACCGCAUCCGCAUCAUCACGCCGGCGCCGAACCUUCGUGGCACCGGCUUCAAGCAGUACCUGUUCCGGCUCUGGCACACGCUCCGCGUCUUCACGUUCCCCGCGGUGUGGUACGCAGGCCUGCAGUGGGGCCUACAGAACAUCUGCCUGACAUUCUACCUGACUGUGCAGGAGGACUGGUGGUACGGCCCGCCAUGGAACUACUCGGCGGCGGCCGUGGGCAACAUGAACCUGCCGACGCUGAUCGGCAGCCUGGUGGGGUGCGUGUACGGCGGGUACGGCAGCGACCGGUUCAUGCUGUGGAUGAUCAAGCGCAAUAAGGGCGUCAUGGAGUCCGAGUUCCGGCUGUACCUGAUGGCGCUGUGCACUGUGGUGUUUCCGACGGGCAUGUGGCUGUUCGGUAUCGGCAGCGCUCGGGGGUGGGACUGGCCGGUGCCGUAUGUCGGGCUGGGCUUCAUCGGGUUCGGGUACGGAUGUGCCGGCGAUCUGAGUCUGGCGUAUCUCGCCGACUCUUUCCCCGAAAUGGUCCUCGAGGGCAUGGUGGGCGUUGCCGUCAUCAACAACACCAUCGCCAUGCUCUUCACGUUCGUGGCGAGUUACUGGAUCGACUCGGGCAUGGAGAACUGCUUCAUCGCGCUGGGCGUGCUCAGCUUCGUCAUCAUGGGCCUGAGCCUGCCGAUGAUCGUCUUCGGCAAGCGGACGCGCCGCUGGGCCAAGGACCGGUACAUGCGGUUCAUCGAUAUCCGUGACGGUUUCUCCAAGUAG
Molecule: messenger RNA, 1800 nt
Organism: Colletotrichum higginsianum IMI 349063
Lineage: Eukaryota; Fungi; Ascomycota; Sordariomycetes; Glomerellales; Glomerellaceae
Product: Major facilitator superfamily transporter
Exons: 3
Coding region: 1-1800 (599 amino acids)
Biological process (GO): transmembrane transport
Molecular function (GO): transmembrane transporter activity
Source: RefSeq, a predicted model, not a curated record